AUGGUGUCGUACGCAGUUCUCGGUGCCACUGGCAACUGCGGCACUGCCCUUCUCGAGCUUCUCAUCAAGAACACUGAUGCCAAAGUCAAAGCCUACUGCCGCAACAAGGACAAGCUCUUUAGGCUAGUUCCAGAAGCCGCAAACAACCCCAGGGUCGAAGUCUACACUGGCAGCAUUCUAGAUGCCGAUCUGCUCGGCAAGGCAAUGUACGGCUGCAAAGCCGUCUUUCUUACAGCUACUACCAACGACAACGUGCCUGGAUGUCACAUCAGCCAAGACCUCGCGCACACCGUCAUCAAAGCGCUAGAAAAGACAAAGGCCGAGGGAAGCCAGGCUCCACCAAUGCCAAGACUGGUGUUGCUGUCCUCCGCUACCAUCGAUCCUUGGAUCAGCCGAAAGAACCCUUGGGUCAACGCCAUUGUUCGUCGAUCUGCAUGGCACGUGUACCGGGACUUGGAGCUCGCUGAAGAGUUCCUACGUCAGCACGAAGACUGGGUCAAGUGCGUUUAUAUCAAGCCAGGCGGCUUGUCGGUGGAUGUGCAGAGGGGCCACAGGCUCACUUUGGACGAUGAAGAAUCGUUUGUUUCGUACCUCGAUAUUGCGGCUGGUAUGAUUGAAACGGCGGAGGACGACGAGGGCAAGUGGGAUAACAAGAAUGUUGGAGUUGUGAAUGCUGGUGGCAAGGCCAAGUUUCCCAGGGGUACGCCAAAGUGCAUUAUCUGUGGAUUGUUGUCGUAUUAUUUUCCUUUCUUGUACCCCUAUUUGCCAUCUGGUACGGGGCCUGCGUAG
This is a messenger RNA of Bipolaris zeicola 26-R-13, 789 nucleotides long. RefSeq lists its product as uncharacterized. The record is from RefSeq and is a predicted model, not a curated record. The coding region runs from base 1 to 789 and encodes 262 amino acids. The transcript has a single exon. NCBI's taxonomy places the organism in Eukaryota, Fungi, Ascomycota, Dothideomycetes, Pleosporales, Pleosporaceae.